Messenger RNA from Protomyces lactucae-debilis, 1377 nucleotides. RefSeq lists its product as uncharacterized. The record is from RefSeq and is a predicted model, not a curated record. Gene Ontology annotation, biological process: L-arginine biosynthetic process; L-ornithine biosynthetic process. The coding region runs from base 1 to 1377 and encodes 458 amino acids. The transcript has a single exon. Gene Ontology annotation, molecular function: L-glutamate N-acetyltransferase activity, acting on acetyl-L-ornithine as donor; L-glutamate N-acetyltransferase activity, acting on acetyl-CoA as donor. NCBI's taxonomy places the organism in Eukaryota, Fungi, Ascomycota, Taphrinomycetes, Taphrinales, Protomycetaceae. Gene Ontology annotation, cellular component: mitochondrial matrix.
AUGAGCAUGCUACGGCAGUCGUGCUUACGAACUCCACUAUGCAUCCCAAAACACAUCAGGCCCCUCUCUUCCUCCCCCGCAGCAGCUAAAUCGCGAUUCGUACCACACUCAGGAACCUACCCACAAGGCUUCACCGUUUCCGGUCUCCACUGCGGCGUCAAAAAGAAUGGCAAACCAGACUUGGCACUCCUCGUCUCAGCUCCCACGCGCACGAUUGCUGCUGCUGUCUUUACAAAGAAUUUAUUCCAAGCUGCGCCGGUGACGUUGAGUCGAUCGAUUCUCGAAGCGAGUGAUGGGAUGGGUGUGCGUGGCCUUGUUGUGAAUUCAGGGUGUGCGAAUGCUGUGACUGGACAUGGUGGGUUUGUGGAUGCAAAAGCAAUGGGUUCGACGCUGGAUCAGCUAUUGACACCAACGAACGAUGGUUCAAGUGUUGCAACGUCGUUGGUCAUGUCGACGGGUGUGAUUGGACAGCGUCUACCCAUCGACAAGAUCCUAGAGGGUAUACCAAAAGCGUACAAAGCACUGGGCGAUACACACACGCAUUGGCUUGAUUGUGCAAAAGCCUUUUGUACAACGGAUACCUUCCCCAAACUAGCCUCCGAAACACUCAGUCUCCCUGCAACGCAAGAUGAACCUGCCGUCUCUUACAAUAUGGCAGGUAUUGCGAAAGGUGCUGGUAUGAUUCAUCCAGAUAUGGCAACCUUACUCGGUUUCAUUGCAACGGAUGCACCCCUCUCACCAGAAGCGUGUCGGAGUCUGUUGACGUAUGCUGUGGAUCGAUCCUUCAACAGUAUUUCCGUGGAUGGGGAUAUGUCAACAAACGAUACCCUUGCCCUUUUUGCAAAUGGCGCAGCUGCAAGUGAAGGUACUGCCGUCAUUACAGAAGCCUCACCCCGCUACAUCCCACUACGCGAUGCCAUCACGGCGUUUUGUAUACGCUUAGCACAGCUGGUUGUGCGAGACGGUGAAGGUGCUACGAAAUUCGUCAGUAUCACGGUAAAGGAUGCGUCUAGUUUUGCUGAUGCCAAGAAAAUCGCUUCUACCAUUGCCACGUCUGCGUUGGUGAAAACGGCAUUGUAUGGUCAAGAUGCGAAUUGGGGACGUAUCUUGUGCGCUACAGGGUAUGCGGGUGUUGCUUCUGUUGUGCCGGGCAAGACGUGUGUGAGUUUCAUUCCAACGGAUGGAAGUCCGCGUUUGGCAUUGUUGGUGGAUGGUGAGCCUGAACACGUUGAUGAAGCGCGAGCGAGUGAGAUUUUGGCAAUGGAGGAUCUGGCGAUUGAAGUGACGCUGGGUACGGGAGCCGGUCAUGAAGCGACGUAUUGGACGUGUGAUUUCAGUCAUGAGUAUGUGACCAUCAAUGGCGAUUAUCGUACUUGA